AUGAUUAGACAACUCUUCACAGCAGCCGCCCCGUCGGCGCGCAUCGCAUGUCCGACCCUCAAGACCCAGAUCAGACAACCAUGGCAGCUCACUAAACCUGUAACAUCCUGCCUCUCCACACGGCUCUUCUCCAGCACAUCCACCCACCAAUCUUCCCCCUUCCGCCUCUCCUCCGAUAACCACACCCCCUCUCCCUCCGAAGGAGAUCGCUACAGCAAAUACAAGCCCAAGCGACAAUGGCCCCCAGACAUGUCGAAGCUCUCACAGAAACAUCAGUUCCGACUUGAGCGGAAGUACCGCCGGCGCGCGGCGCUGAAGUAUGCUCGGCCUCAAUUUGUAAAGGGCGUGCAGUUGGCGCAGUGGGCUAUCAUUGGAUUUGUUGUGAUUUACGCGGUGCUGUUUAUGAAUUGGGACACUAAGGAUACGCCGUUCGAUGGGAUUCGCGAGAAUGUCUUUGCUAGUAUCCGUGGCGUGUUCUCUGCGCCGCCGCCUCGCGGUCCGAACCGAGCUGAUGAGAAGAACGAGUCAUCUUAA
Penicillium atrosanguineum is the source of this 534-nucleotide messenger RNA. RefSeq lists its product as uncharacterized. The transcript has 4 exons. Bases 1 to 534 code for a protein of 177 amino acids. The record is from RefSeq and is a predicted model, not a curated record. Lineage: Eukaryota; Fungi; Ascomycota; Eurotiomycetes; Eurotiales; Aspergillaceae.